Molecule: messenger RNA, 1321 nt
Organism: Seriola aureovittata
Lineage: Eukaryota; Metazoa; Chordata; Actinopteri; Carangiformes; Carangidae
Product: cysteine-rich and transmembrane domain-containing protein 1-like
Exons: 3
Coding region: 162-566 (134 amino acids)
Cellular component (GO): extracellular exosome
Source: RefSeq, a predicted model, not a curated record
CAAACGUUAUACGCAUUGGGUUUCUGUAGGAGAGAGGGUCGCUCAUUGCGGUAAAAAUAGUAAUAGACACUGGAAACAGAAGGAAUUUCUUUCCAAACAGACACUGCUGUUUACUACAGACGGGAACACUCUUUAUUCUAAGCUAAUUGUUCAACACAAAGAUGAAUUUUGAGCAGCCCCCUCCAUACCCAGGCAGCGGCCCCACUGCUCCAGGCUAUCCAGCCCAGGGCCCACCUCCACAAGGCUACCCACCUCAGGGUUAUCCUCAACAGGGAUACCCUGUGAACAUGGAGCAGCCUAAUCCAGCAUACCCCAACUACCCUGCCGGACCAGGGGGCCCAGGAGGUCCUUAUCCAGGCCAAGGACAGCCUCCUUAUCAUGGAUACCCUGGACAACCACAGUUUGGCUGGCAGGGGGGACCCCCUCCUGGGCCUAUGUAUGGGGAAGCUCCCAAAAACACAGUGUACGUAGUGGAGGACAGGAGAAGAGACGACACAGGAGACACAUGCCUGACAGCCUGCUGGACAGCUCUGUGUUGCUGCUGUCUCUGGGACAUGCUGACAUAACGCUUUUCACCAACUGUUCACCCCCAUUACCUCCUUGCUCCCCAUUUCUGUGCCUUGAACUCCAUCACCCUCUUCCCUGUCUGCCUUAAACCUCGCACUCCCUUAAAACUACCCCUCCAUUUCCUCUACCCGUUCUUUGCUUGUCUAUGAAUAAAAGAUCCCAUAUGGAAGUCUCUUCCCAGGGCCACCCACUCUACCUUGAUGUGAAACCCUCAGCACUGACUGACUGACUGACCGACCGACCCUGUCCGGGGGCUACUCUGUAGCAGCUUGUAACUGAGCUCCUAAACAUAACCUGAAUCUCAGGCUCUUCACUGUAAUCGCACACACACACACACACACACACACACACACACACACACACACACACACACACACACACAUACACAGAAGGUAGAUACACAAAACACACACAAUACAGUAUACUUGGAUCUCAGGCUCAUCUAGUGUGAUGCUCUUUGGCACUUUAUGAUGAUUACCUCUGUAAGAUACUAAUCCUGCCUGCCUCUUCAACCAUCCUUCCCAAACCGCCCUUCAGCUAUGCUACUGACCCUGCCCAAUGACUACCCCUUAUCCUGGACCCCUCCAUCGCCCAAAGGCCACUAAAACCCUGGCUGCUAAUGAGUCACAGGGUGCUCUUAAGAAGUUCAUGCUUGAAACGUAUCCCUUUCAUUUGCACACAAGCUGUUUUUGCCGACGUUCGUCUUCAGGUGGAAUCAUAUGACAAUAAAUGGAAUGCAUUUUUAAAGAUGAUA